Molecule: messenger RNA, 1529 nt
Organism: Momordica charantia (bitter melon)
Lineage: Eukaryota; Viridiplantae; Streptophyta; Magnoliopsida; Cucurbitales; Cucurbitaceae
Product: Cation efflux family protein
Biological process (GO): monoatomic cation transport; transmembrane transport
Cellular component (GO): membrane
Molecular function (GO): manganese ion transmembrane transporter activity
Source: RefSeq, a predicted model, not a curated record
UGGCACCAAAAAUUUCAAUUUGCAGUUAAAAAGGCGCAUCCCUUUUUCUGCCUUUCAGAGCGUUUUUCUGAGAUCAGCUCCGAUCCUGCAUUGAUUCUGCAGCUCCAUUUCUCGAUUGGGCGGAGAGGUGAGUGCCGGAGCUUACCGGAAAAUGGACGGAAAUCCGGAAUCGAAGGCGGCGUUGUUGGGAGAGGCGAUGAAGCGCGGCGGUAGCGGGAGACGCGGCGGCCGACUGAGUCGGCGUUACUCGGUGAACUCGCUCCGGAGCGAGUUCAUAUCCAGAUUGCCUGAAAAACUGAGGUCUCGUCUUCAGGACGUCGAGUCUCCAUAUGAAAUUGAUCUUUCGCGGUCGCCUGGCUUCUGCAGAGGGGAAAAGGACUACUAUGAAAGGCAACUUGCUACCUUGAAAUCCUUUGAGGAAGUUGAUUCGUUGGGGACAUCUGACUGCAUUGAUGAGGAAGACGGUGAAGAACAAGCUCAGCAAGAGAGAGCUAUGAAGAUCUCAAAUUAUGCAAAUAUAGUACUUCUUAUAUUGAAGAUUUAUGCUACAGUGCGGAGUGGAUCCAUAGCCAUUGCUGCAUCUACACUAGAUUCUUUACUUGAUCUCAUGGCUGGUGGAAUACUUUGGUUUACUCACUUGUACAUGAAGCGAGUAAAUAUUUAUAUAUACCCAAUCGGAAAGCUGAGGGUGCAGCCAGUGGGCAUUAUUGUAUUUGCUGCUGUCAUGGCUACAUUAGGCUUUCAGAUAUUGUUUCAAGCUGUAGAACAAUUAAUUCAAGAUAAACCGUCCGAAAGUCUGUCGCCAGAACAGUUCAUCUGGUUGUGUGCGAUUAUGAUCUCUGCCACAAUAGUAAAACUUGCCCUAUGGUUUUACUGCAGAAGCUCAAGAAAUGAUAUUGUGUGCGCUUAUGCAAAGGAUCAUUACUUCGAUGUGGUAACAAAUGUGGUUGGAUUAGUUGCUGCUAUUCUUGGUGAUAAGAUCUUUUGGUGGAUAGAUCCGGUUGGUGCUAUUGCCUUGGCCAUAUAUACAAUUUUAAAUUGGUCUGGAACUGUAUGGGAAAAUGCAGUUUCGCUCGUGGGAAAAUCAGCCCCUCCUGAAGUUCUGCAAAAGUUGACAUAUCUUGUCAUUAGGCAUCCUGGGGUCAAGCGUGUUGACACGGUUCGUGCUUACACCUUCGGCGUUCUUUAUUUUGUAGAGGUGGACAUUGAACUUCCGGAGGAGCUGCCCUUGAAAGAAGCACACGCCAUUGGAGAGACGUUGCAGAUAAAGAUCGAAAAGCUUCCAGAAGUUGAGAGGGCGUUUGUUCAUCUUGACUUUGAAUGUGAGCAUAAGCCAGAGCACUCUAUCCUCAACAGGUUGCCAAACACUCAACCUUAAUGCUUUUUAGUAUCUGUUCUAUUACCAUCUCCACUCGUUUGUCCCUGUUAAAAAUGUUUUUCCUUUCAAACAAUGGUGCAGUAAGGAAUCGAACCAUCAAUCUUUAGAUGUCUUAUCUAUUGAGUUAUUCGAAUCGAGACUUUUAAAAAUA